This is a messenger RNA of Gavialis gangeticus (Gharial), 561 nucleotides long. RefSeq names its product family with sequence similarity 162 member B (gene FAM162B). The record is from RefSeq and is a predicted model, not a curated record. The transcript has 3 exons. Bases 121 to 423 code for a protein of 100 amino acids. NCBI's taxonomy places the organism in Eukaryota, Metazoa, Chordata, Crocodylia, Gavialidae.
AUCCUGCCCUGUUCUUCCAGCAACAUCCUUGAUAGGGGUGGAAUGAGGGGUGUCCCUAGCCACGGCCCUGCUUUCAGUGUACAAAAUAGGUGCUUUUUUCUUUAAGCUGAGAAGAACAAAAUGCCUGCUGGUUACAAACCUUCACCGUUUGAUAAAAAAGUCCUCCUGUGGGCAGGACGCUUUAAGGCUGAAGAGGAUAUUCCUCCAAGGAUCCCGCACGAAAUGCUGGAUUUUGCAAGAAGUAAAGUUCGAAUAAAAGUCUGUUACAUCAUGAUUGGACUUACAAUUGUAGCCUGCUUAGCUACAAUUGCAUCUGCUAAAAGAGCUACUGAACACCAGGAAUCCUUAAUAAGCGGGAACCUAGCCAAGAAAGCCAAAUGGCGUGAAGAGGCUGCAACAGCAGUAGAGUCAAAGACUAAAUAAUCUUUAAAACUUGAGCAGCUGCUUGUAGGAGCAAACUUUAAAAUACCUAAACAAUUUCUUUGUAUUGGCAAUUUUCUCCAUUAAUGAGACUGUAUUAAUAAAACUUUGAUAAAUUAGAGCGCAACUAAAGUUGCAUAG